CGGGUUUUGGGGUGUAGGAAGCGCAGGAGCGUCGUUUGGCAUCAAAAAAAUCAAAAAUUCAAUUUUAUUUAAUUUCAAAAAGUCCCCAGAGUGUAAAAAGCCAAAAAACGGUAGUCUAAAUUCAGGGGCAGAGUGCAUCCCGCUCCCACCCUCGGUCCCUCUCGCUCGCACAUCGUCUGUUUAGUCAGUACAUGUCGCAUGUUCAAAUGUGUGUUUGUUAGUUGCAAUACAAGCUGAUUUAGUAGACGAAAGAAACAUGCUGCGAAUUUUCGUCCGGAAGAAUUUGUGGGCGAAUUUCCCGGCUGUGGGGGCGUUUCACACGUCCGCAGUGGACACAGCUGCCAGGAAGGGAACACGAGAGAAGGCCAAGAAGAAGAAAGUGAAGGUGGAAGUGAAGAAAGUCGGUUUCAUCCCACACAAUCAGCGGAAGAAGGACAAUAUUGUCGCAAAUGUUGUCAAUAAGCAUGUGGAUGAUUCGUGGAAGCAAACACCGCAUGACGACGUCUAUGUGGGCAAAUACUACAAAUGGAAGGUCUACUCUUUCCGGGAAGCUGUGGAGAGUCACCGGGAGACGCAUCAUCCCACAAUGUACAACAUCCCAAAUGCCAAUCUCGAUGUCCACAUUGAGCUGAACAUGGUGGCGGAAAAGAAGACUCGGUACAUUGAGAAUUUCCAUCGAAUAGCAAAGAUUGAGCACAGCUUUGAUCUCGGGGUCGACAGGAAGAUUCUGGUGUUCACAAAGGCAAAAGAAAUUGCCCAGGAAGCUCUAGCAGCCGGGGCUAGCCAUGCUGGGGGUGCAGAGCUCAUUAGAGACGUUCAAAAUGGGGAAGUUCUGCUCAGUGACUACCACUAUGUGCUGGCACAUCCGGAAAUCCUUCCGGAAUUGGUCACCCUGCGGGGGUUGAUGAAGAAAAAGUUCCCAAAUCCCAAGAGUGGAUCCCUGGGAGCCGAUAUCCCAGCCAUGGUGCAUCACUUCAAGAAUGGUGUGGAGUAUUCAGCUGUUAGGGAUGAGAAUCAGCUGGAUUUUGGCCUGGUGACCACUACAAUUGGAACGCUAAACAUGGACAUUGAGCACCUGGAAAAGAACUUGAUCAGCAUCCUAGAGGACCUGGACAGUGUACGACCAAAGAGAGAUGGAAAAUUCAUUUCCCGCGUCCUUCUCAAAUCGGCCCCAUCUGCGGAACAAUUCAAAAUCGAUCCCUUCCUCUACGUCGACGAGGUGCUGGAAAAAUAUGCCACCAAAGUUGAUGCUGAAGCAGAAGAGAAGAAGGAGGAGGCUCAGGCUGUUCAAUAAGAUGUGCGUCUCUUCCGGCAAUUAGUCACAGAGCAUUUCUGCCUUCAACUCUCAUAAACAAACGAGAGAAGCAAAAACUUUUGUCGCGAUUGUGAAUGAACACAGUGGUGUUCAUUGUUAAAGCAUUGAAGAGUUGUUGUGUUUACAGAAGCACAUGGUAAAGUAGAUUAACACGUAA
Molecule: messenger RNA, 1472 nt
Organism: Lutzomyia longipalpis
Lineage: Eukaryota; Metazoa; Arthropoda; Insecta; Diptera; Psychodidae
Gene: mRpL1
Product: 39S ribosomal protein L1, mitochondrial
Exons: 3
Coding region: 257-1294 (345 amino acids)
Source: RefSeq, a predicted model, not a curated record